Phaedon cochleariae (mustard beetle) is the source of this 2989-nucleotide messenger RNA. Lineage: Eukaryota; Metazoa; Arthropoda; Insecta; Coleoptera; Chrysomelidae. The record is from the annotation of a GenBank genome assembly.
GACAUGUUGAUAUUGUUGAUAAGGUUAUGAACUUUAUUUUGAAAAAGUGGCACUAAGCAUUUCUUAACAAUAAAUUAGUAAUUUCUGAAUAAUGAUUGUUCGAACGGCCAAAACUAUUAAAAACCAUUGGAAAAAAUCUUUAUUUGCAACAGCCCUAGUCACCUAUGGGGCUAUUUAUACGAAAAAUCAUUUUCAGAUUCAAGAACUGAUGAGAUUGUAUUGCCAAAAAGCUGCAGAAUAUGGAAAAGAAUCAAUACCUCUAAAUAUGAAACCUAGACAUAUAACUGUAAUUCUUAAUCCAAAUGCAAACAAACGCAAAGCCUCAGAAGAAUUUGAAAAAUACUGUGCCCCACUUUUACACCUUGCAGGAAUAUCUGUAGAUGUAAAGAAAACUGAAUCAGAAGGUCAUGCCAAGACUCUGAUUGAAGAAGUUCAUGGAACUGAUGCAAUUGUUAUUGCAGGAGGAGAUGGUACUUUGUCAGAAGUUAUUACAGGUUUAUUGAGACAUAAUAAUGAUGAUGGUGGAAACAUUCCUAUUGGUAUUUUGCCUCUUGGAAAAAACAACACCUUAGCAAAAAUAAAAUUUUCUGGAGGUAAAAAAUUGGAUAAAGUGAGAUCUUUAGCUGAUGCAACUAUGGCUGUAAUUGAAGAAACCAUUAAACCAGCUGAUGUCAUGAAAAUUGAAAUAUUGUCUGAUAGCACUGAGACUAAUGCCAAUAAACCAGUUUAUGCUGUUACCUCCCUGAAGUGGGGAGCAUAUAGGGAUGCUGAAGCUAAAAAAGAUAGCUACUGGUAUUUUGGCCCUUUGAGGAAAUAUGCUACUUAUAUUUUUAAUGGAUUCAAAACAGAGCUUACUUGGAAUUGUGAAGCUAUAAUGAGUUACAGCUUACCUUGUGAAGGUUGUUCUAACUGUUAUAAAAAGAAACAACAAAUCAUUAAUAAUGGAUGGUUCUCCAGAUUCAUUAAAGAUGAUCCACAAUCAGAAUUUCUCAGAGUCAAUAAUCCUGAUUGCCAAAUUACCCAUGAGAAGAAAAUUUCAACUACAGAUUUGGCUCUAUCAACUCUAAACAUAAUUGAAAAUCCAUCAGGUACUGAAGAUAUUCCAAAACUGGUUAUUGAAAUUGGACCCAACAAAGUAGAAUAUAUGGAUUUUGUGAGAAAUGGGUUCAGAAUGGAGAAAGGCAUGAAAAGAGAUGUUGAGGAAAUAAUUGAAGUAAAAUCAAUUGAAAUAAAUCCUGAGCUUGUGCAAGGAAAGGAUGUUUGGUUCUCUAUUGACAAUGAAGAUUAUGAAGUUAAACCUGUUAGAAUAACUUUAUUACCAAAGAUCAUACAUAUCUUCUGUAGUAAAGAAUCAAUAAAUGUUUAAAAUUAAAUAAUAUUUUGAUUGACUCAAAUUAUAGUUUUGCCAGUUUCUAGCCUAAUUAAAAUAUUGUUGAGUUUAUUUGGUAGCUAUUCUAUGAUCAUUUAUCAUCCAAUAUUUGUCCAUUUUCAUCAGAUUGAACAUUUUGACUUUUACUUUCCUCUAUAGUUGCUGGAAUCAAAUCACCACAUUUGGAUGACCUGGCACACUGAUACAUUGCUUUUCCAUGCUUUGAAGCAGUGAAUAUCACCUCUUCUAAUUUUCCAUUUGCAGUACACAUCCUACAAACACAGUGUUUAUGUCUCACAAGUGUUGGUCUUAUAAUCCUUGGCCACUUUUGAUCAGGGUUUGUAUUAUUACUUUUCCCUUUUUUGAGUAUAACAUAGGAAUAUAACUCUUUCUUAGCAACUGAAGAACCUCCAAGAGGCAAUGUAAAAUAUGUGACUUCAAAAUUACAUGGAGUGCCAUCAUCUAGAAGAAAUCGUGGGCAGGUAUCAUCAUGUGGACAAGGACUGAACACUGUUCCUAGGUUUUGUUCAUGUUUUACUUGCAGUAUGAAAUCUCUGAUUUCAUUGACAAUUUUGAAACCUGCAUUUGUUCCCUGUUCAACUAUUACCAGAUAUUUUCCAGUUUUGUUCCACAAAUUCACUACUGUUUCUAACCUAGCUUGAAGAGAUGGUAACUCCAUCAUAGAGUAAGCACUAAUUACUAUAUCAUAAGUUACUUUAGUAGCUGGCAAAAAUUGUCUGUAGAACACCCCUUUGGGCUUAUUGCCUUUUGGUGUGCCACCCUGCAAGAGUGUCUGUGCUAAAUCAUUUAUAUCCCUAGAAAUAUCAACAUUGAAGUAUUCAUAAAUAUUUUGCUUCCAAUAUCUGUGUGCAGCCCAUGUUGCAGUUCCAACACCUGAUCCAAAAUCAAAAAGACUUCUUGGUAUGAAGUCAAUGUCUCUGGAUUUUAUUUCACCAAAUAUUUUUGCUAAAACAGCAUAUUCAGGUGCUGAUCUGCCCAGCAGAUAGACAAGUGAAUUAUAUACAUCAAAUUUUAUAGGUCUCCAAUUGUACACCUUCUCCCUUAAAAUAUUCUGUGUUUUGUUAUGAAUCAUUUGUCUAAACCUAGAUUCAUCCUGGUCAUUAUUGAUAGUGACAUUAGCAUAACGUGAUAGCACUUUUUGUUGUACUUUUUCCACAGUUUCUUUCAAUUCUUCCUUUUCCAUAGGGGGAACUCUACCUUUGAGAUGUCUAUUCAACUUUUCACUAGUUUCAAGUAAUGCUUUUACUGGGUAAUCUGCUGUAGCAUUGACAACAGCUUUUAUAAAUGGCUCAGGAAUAAGGACACUUCUAGGCUUCAUACUUCCUGGAUGAUUUCUUAUUGUAAAUAUAUUUUUGUUAAUGUUUUCUAUUACAUGUUGAUCUGGUUUCAGGACCGCUUUUGGAACUGAAGAUAUAUUUCUCCUAACCAUUUUUUCAGCUAUCAUUAUAGGACAACAGUUCAUUUUGAUUGUUUCACUUGCGUUGAGAUAGUGGUAUAUAAAGAAGAUCAGUUACCCCCAUAUCUACCCAUGAUGUGAAAAUUAUUUAAAAUACAAAUAAAAUAAAACUGAACCAUUAACCUAAGUUUUUUGAAAACUUU